Molecule: messenger RNA, 2224 nt
Organism: Vespula vulgaris
Lineage: Eukaryota; Metazoa; Arthropoda; Insecta; Hymenoptera; Vespidae
Gene: Ipk2
Product: inositol polyphosphate multikinase
Exons: 5
Coding region: 467-1840 (457 amino acids)
Biological process (GO): inositol phosphate biosynthetic process
Cellular component (GO): nucleus; cytoplasm
Molecular function (GO): inositol tetrakisphosphate kinase activity; inositol-1,4,5-trisphosphate 3-kinase activity
Source: RefSeq, a predicted model, not a curated record
CGAUAAGAGAGAGGAAAUGAGAAAAAGGAUAGAGAAUGAAAAGAGGGAGAAAAGCGAUCGGUAGUAAUUCGAACGUAUCAUGUCUUUGAAAUUUGCCCUCUGUCGGCGUGUCCUCGCGUUAAUUCGAUCAUCAGGUGUUUGAAAGAUUCACGCACGCAGAUUAGUUCGUUCAGGCUUUUCGUACUCGUGUGUGUUACGUCCUCGUUCGAUAAGUGUGUCGAAUUAAUCCAAAUAAAUUAAAUUAAUCGUCGAAUAAGAAAAAGAGAGAAAGAGAGAAUACUUUAGUUAAACAGAACUACAAAGAACAUGAAUAUAAAAGCUCAUAACCAUAAAUAAUCGGCGAAGUUAAUGGGACGAGUUUUUGUAUUCGAAUAGUAUUUAUCAUUGAAAGAGACUAAGUAGCAAUAUCAACAAGAUCAACAAAAAGAGUUAAUUACGGUCUAUCCGCACGACGCAGUUAAGUGUUAUGACGAGUUUAAACUCUUGCACGGAUAAAAGUUUAUGUCAUCUCGAUAAACCUUCGAGGGAUGUAGUAGAAUCCGAUGUUAAAACGUUGGAGGAUAAACUUCCUAAGGAAUUGAGUCGUCUAGAAUCUCAAGUUGCCGGGCAUUCCUUUGAUAAUGAAAAACAGACGAUCGGUAUGUUGCGAGCACCAUCGGGUCGGGUGUUAAAACCCAUCACGAAGCCUCAUCUCGGUGAUAGAGAAAUAUCUUUCUAUGAGAAUUUGCAAAAUUCUUGCGACGAGACGAUUUUGGAAUUGAAAAAUUAUGUGCCCAAAUAUUUUGGUACGACGGAGAUACUAUUCUCUGACAAAAAUAUAAAAUUUGUCGUGCUGCAAGAUAUAACAGAAGGCAUGGCUGAACCAUGCGUGAUGGAUAUAAAAAUUGGCAAGCGUACGUGGGAUCCAUUGGCUAGCGAAGAAAAGAGAAUAAGCGAGGAAAAGAAAUACGCGCGAUCGAAGGAAGCUUAUGGCUUUUGCAUUACUGGUUUUCAAGUGUAUUGUCUCUCGAGUGGCGAACUUAAGAAGUUUGACAAGAAUUAUGGCAAGACACUCACUCCCGAAGCUGUAGUCGAAGCAUUGAAGAUCUUUCUAAACGUGACACCUCAGAGGCCAGCAUGUCGUCAGUUGAUCGUCAAAUUGUUGUCGCUACUUUGGAAGAUACUCGUUAUAUUUCGUAAGCAAGAGAAUUUUCGUUUUUAUUCGAGUUCAAUACUGAUCGCUUACGACGCCAGAAGAUUACGUUAUUAUCAGCGUUUCGAGAACGACGAUAAGAAUAAAUCACCGAUAAAUUGUCAACGUGCCAAAUCCUUUUCUUCGACCUUGUCCACGAGCGGAACGAAGGACAAGAAUUCGGACAAGGGUUAUUCUCCGAAGGAAUCAUCACAAAAUAUUCAACAUCUUCGUAGAAAGGUGUUAGAAAGGACGCGAUUGUUGAAACGUAGCGUGAGCCUUCAAUUUGGUAUUAAGGAUUGUUCUAAUUCGUUCGAAAGAGAAGAUACACAUCGCAAAGUAUCGUUAUUACAAAGAAGCGAUUCCUAUGGUCCAGAUUCAAGAAUAGACAAACUCUGUCGUACUCAUUCCCAUGCUCAUAAUUUCGAUCAGGAGAUUGUCAAUAUGAAGGAGGAUUACGCCGCACUUUUGAACGAACUUAGCAGUACCUACGAGGACAAACAAAAUUGGGUCAGGGUGAACAUGAUCGAUUUCACUCACGUAUUUCCUGCACCAAAUGAGACCGCAGGCUUGGACCACAAUUAUCUCGAGGGUAUUGAAAAUUUGAUCAAACUUUUCGAGACUUUUCUGAUACAGAGAGAAGGAUGUACUUUGACGUUGGACACGUAAGAGACGAUUAAUGAUCUAUAUACUUACAUACAUAUAUAUAUACAUAUAUAUAUGUAUAUAUGUAUAUAUAUACACAUAUAGAUACACAUAUAUAUACUGUACCAUACUCGAUGAUCUUUUUGAUUUAACGAAGGUCUAUCAAAGACUGGAAUUUAUUUCUUUUCGAAUAACAUAAAUGAGAGAAAGAAAGAGAAAUAUAAAUAGAUAGAUAGAUAGUUAGAUAGAUAGAUAGAUAGAGAGAGAGAGAGAGAGAGAGAGAGAAAGAGAGAGAGAGAGAGAGAGAGAGAGAGAGAGAGAGAGAUAAAGAGAAAAGAAACGACUCGUAUAUGUACAUAUAUUGUUCUGUAUGUCAAAAAGCAUUGACAAAUAAAGGUAAAACUCUUA